UAUCACGAGCGGGAACGAAAAGUUGAUCGCGAGUAUUUGGUGGAUAGCUGCGUCAACCUAUUGUUCGGUGAUCUUAUUUCUUUUUUCAUCGGAAGGACCUUGAAACAAGGCAAAGAGAGGACCCCACAGCCUGUGUUGGGAAGUGAAAAGUGGAAUAACAGUGACGAACACUUUUUUGACUCUAAUUAGUCACGCAGUGUCUGGUGGCGCAAAUUCUAAGUUGAGCUCGCUUGGAUCGGAGAAUAGUGAACUAAAUUAAGGAGAAGACCCGAGAUGCUCCGAAUUAUAUUUGUUUUAGUGGUGAGCGCACCAGCGCUUCUGUUGGCCGGUCGGAUUCAACUGGUUAACCUAACGCCGGAGGAAGCUCAAAAGUAUAUCACACAGCAGAGCUUGGAUUUGCGGUACGCCAAGAAACUGGGUGAAUACCCGUUAGGUUAUUUCAGGAAUAUACCGGAUCCAUCGAAAACAAAUUUUUUCCACAAGGGACGAUUGAUUGACCAUCCCGAGGAUUAUGUAGAGGAAGGCUAUGAAGCGUCUCAAUUUCAUGGACAGGACGGAUUAGGCCGAGCAAUGUUCGGUUACUCCGACUACAACCAGGCACGAUUGGAGGCACGUAACGCGAACGGUGAAGUUCGUGGUUCGUAUCAAUACGUUGACCCCACCGGUCAGGAUAUUGUUGUUCAAUAUUGGUCCGAUAGUUUGGGAUUCCAUCAGAUGGACAACCGACCGGAAGUAGUGUUGAAGCCCGUGACGGAAACACCGGAGGUUCAAGCAGCUCGAAUCGCCCAUUUGAAAGCUUAUAAGGAGGCCGCCGAGCUAGUACGAACUGGUGGCCCGGCUUAUCCUUUCCGUCGCCCUGUUCAAAAUGGCGUUGAAGAAGAGGAAGACGAAGUAGUCGGUGCUCUGUCUAACCAGCACCAGAGCCUGGUUCGUUAUCCGAGUCUACCCUAUGAUAAGCACAUUUCAGCGGAGACAUCACCGGCAGCGUCAAAUGAUGCAGUCGUAGUUGAAGCGAAGCACACUCUAACGAAACGUCAAAAUCCGGAAGGAAGUUACAAGGAAGAGGAGGAAGAACCACAAUAUGAUCCAAAAGGAUUCUUUUAUAGUUUCGAAUAUCCGGUGUUUAACAUCGUUGAAACCGAACAAGCCAGAACACGGUCUCAAACUCAAACCAGUCCGAAAACCAAACGAUCGAAUCCCGAAGAAGAAAUCAAGGUCGAAAGUGAACCUACAGUAGCUGUGAUUGCCGACGCCGAAGCACCCGUCGAAGUACCAGAACCAGCUGUUAAGAGUUCGAUUGAUGAACAAAAGCCAGAGAAACCAGAAGUUUCUGAAGACACCAGGGUGUCACUAAAAGCCGUUCUAGCCGGGGAGCAACUGGUUGCAGCAGUGCACGAUGUGCAGGUAUCCCCUAAGCAAAAACUGAACGAUGCAGAGUAACUUUGAUUUCUUUUGGUCAAAAAUGCGAUCCUAUAAUUUUGAACAAUUGAUUUACGAUAAGCGAAAUGCAACGGAUCUCCUCCUUCUCGCACAGAAAUUCUACGCAACACUGCAAAAAAACUGUAUAAAACGCCAUAAAGGUACAACCAAACAGGAACGUACAAUCACACAGGAACAAAAGAACAGCGGAAUAAAAUACUCA
Sabethes cyaneus is the source of this 1642-nucleotide messenger RNA. RefSeq lists its product as uncharacterized. The transcript has 3 exons. NCBI's taxonomy places the organism in Eukaryota, Metazoa, Arthropoda, Insecta, Diptera, Culicidae. The record is from RefSeq and is a predicted model, not a curated record. The coding region runs from base 274 to 1440 and encodes 388 amino acids. Gene Ontology annotation, cellular component: chitin-based extracellular matrix. Gene Ontology annotation, molecular function: structural constituent of chitin-based larval cuticle.